This is a messenger RNA of Acyrthosiphon pisum (pea aphid), 2144 nucleotides long. Its product is annotated as valacyclovir hydrolase. Gene Ontology annotation, cellular component: nucleus. Gene Ontology annotation, molecular function: ATP binding; serine hydrolase activity; inositol-1,3,4,5,6-pentakisphosphate 2-kinase activity. Lineage: Eukaryota; Metazoa; Arthropoda; Insecta; Hemiptera; Aphididae. The coding region runs from base 587 to 1879 and encodes 430 amino acids. Gene Ontology annotation, biological process: inositol phosphate biosynthetic process. The transcript is spliced from 2 exons. The record is from RefSeq and is a predicted model, not a curated record.
UAGUUCGUGAUAACACUUAUCGUGGACUUGGAACGAUAUUUUUUCAACGAUAAGAAGUAUAUAUUUUAAAAAAAUAAGAGCUAUGAACUUCCUGGCUACAUUUUUUACAUAAAGUUACGUUGUUACGACUUCGAGAUAGUACUAAACUACUAAAGUGUUGUAUUAGUAUAAAAUUAAUUUAAGCCAAAGACCGCUGGUCGUACAAAUCUGUUAACACCAGACAAACUACAAAAUAUUCUUUUUCAUAUUUUCAUAAUGAUAUCUGCAAGAUUUAAUAAAUUACUCAGAAAUUGUAGUUCGCUGUACAAGAAAAAUCAAAUUCGUCAUGCUAUGAUAGAGGCUUGAAAUCUAUCCGGAAGGUAAACACAACAUCCACCUAAGGUACGCCGAACUGUUCAAUUCGGCGGUAGACGAUUUCCUGGCCGAAGACUUGUAGAGGAGAUCGCAAGACUUGUCGAAAUAAAAAUAAACUUAGUUUCAAAAAAAUAAUAGUACCUAUUAAAAUCGUAGCAGUGGGGGGUGCUAGCCAAUAUAGCCGAUGCAAACGCAGUUCUAAAUCGUAUAAGGAGGCAAAAAAUAAUAUAAUAUGACCGAACCUGCUGUGGCGUGGGACGCGCGACCGAAAUCCCUGCAAGAAUUGACGUUGAGCGACAAGGCGUGGCGUUACCAGGGCGAGGGCAACGCCAACGUGGUUUUGUCGGUGCCCGCCGACGGGACAGUGGUGCGGGUGAUGAAAGAGGGUGAUGGCGGCGGCGCUGAAGUUACGGAGGCCGCGGCGGCCGAAACGCUAUCCGUGCGGUUGCGCUUUUGCGACGCCGUCAGACGUACAUUCUUCGACGGCGGCAGCCGCCACGUAGACGUGCCCGUACCGAUGCGCGUGUCCUCCGAAGAGUUGCGCGAAAUCGACCGGGUCAUCAGGCCGCACAGGCCGCCGAGCCGGCGGCACAAGGGCCUCGAAUUGGCCGGGUGUCUGGUGGCCGUGUGCCCGGACUACACGGCGCUGCCACCGCCGGACGUGCCGGGCGCCUGGUGCGUCGAGAUCAAACCCAAACAGGGAUGGGUGCACGAGGAUGACGUCGCGGCGGGCGGGGUGCGGACAAAGUGUCCGUUCUGCGCGCACCAGUACCUGAAGCUGUUCCGGGGCGACAUCCAGAGGCCGAGCGGGUACUGUCCGCUGGACAUGUUCUCGGGCCGCCGCGAACGGGUUCGGCGGGCCGUCCGCUCACUGCUCCGGGACCCGCAGAACAAUCUGAAAAUGUUCCUGGACGGCAACCCGCUCGCGGCCCCGGACGACGGUUUCGGAGCCGCGGCGGGGGAGGCGCUCGGGUCAGUCCGGCGGUUUUGCGCAUUGGUCGCGGGCGCACUGCUCGGCGACUUCGAGGGCGGCCAGGACGCCCCGGCGGACGGACGUGACGGUUCGGAGGACGACAGAGAGGAGGAGAAAGAGGAGCACCGUAGCGCCGCUUCGGGGGCUGUGCCGCCGGCGUCGUGCGACUUCGCGGGCGCGGUCCCGAUGCCCCGGCACUGCGUCCUGCACGAGAUCCUGACGAUGCAACAGAUGCAAACUACCGGUUUCGCGGCCGUGUGUUCCGAAUACGACGGACGGCACCCACGCGAUCCGCAGUUCGGCCACGUCGACCGCCUGCGGCCGAACGACGACGGCGCCGCCGCCUGGACCCCGGUGGACGGAUAUCUGGUGGCCGCCACGGCACGGGACUGUUCCGUGUACGUCACGUUCCGCGGUCGUCCCGGGAGUUCGUCAAACGCGAUACGCGUCAAGGUGUCCGACUUGGACCCGAAACCGUUGUCGACCGUUGACAAGCACAGGAAGCGCGACGCAAACAUUUCGUUGGCCUGCCGACAAUAUUCGGUCGAGUAGUGGCAUGUCGUGGCCCUAGCUUCGGUGGGACGGGAAGUGGGCGUUGAAAGUGCGACUGAGACGUAUUACUUCCUUUUCAAUUACAACUAAAUUAUACCUACGUUACAAUUACAAAUAUAUUUUACUCGUUGAUAUAUAAUAUAUAAUAUUGUUUAUAUUUAACGAACAAAUUAAAUAAAUUCCGAUAUAGUCUCGAAAUAACGUUGUAGUUAUUGCAGAGAUACGCUGUUAUGGUAUUAUAUUUAAUAAAUUUUAUAAUGAAGUA